GCAUAAUGGAUCUUGCAUUUCUGGUUCUUGGUCGCGUUGCCGGUGAACUUGCCAAGAGAUUCGUAGGAGCAUCAUUGACCAAUGACCACAGUGUGUUCGGCCGAUCUCUCGGGCCACGGAGAGUACCGUAAGAGUACCAACACGCGGAUAACACAGAGGGGGUAAGAGCGCUCGGUCAACGCUCCUGCUUAAUGUAUAUAAAGGUUGCGGUCUCGGCGGAAACCCAAGGCAGAUCGUCAUCAGACAUGUUCACGAAAAUCAUCCUAGCACUCUCGGCUCUGGCCUGGGCCAGCGCCCAGAUCCCCAACUUGGGCUUCUGCCCGGAAUACAUACCCAUGGCGAACUUUAACAUGGAAAGAUUCGCAGGUGUUUGGUACGAGGCCGAGAGGUACUUUCAGCUCAGCGAAGUGGUGUCUCGGUGUGUCAUGACGAAUUACACCAAAGGUGUCGACGGGAAAUAUCGCGUGAGCAAUCAAGUUACUAAUCGCUUCACCGGCGUAAAGAGGAUACUGGAGGGUGAAAUCAAGCCUUCAGCGUCCAAGGCUGAGGAGGGUAAACUUCACGUCAAGUACACCACAAUCCCACUUACUCCCGAGACUAAGUACUCGGUACUCGAAACGGAUUAUGACUCGUACGCCGUUUUGUGGAGCUGCCAAGGCAUCGGUCCGGUUCAUGCGCAAAAUGCAUGGGUCAUGACGAGAGACCAGAUACCGCCUGGAGAAGUGCUUCAGAAGGCUUAUGGCGUGCUUGACAAAUACAAGAUAUCGAAGACGUUCUUCGUGAGGACCGAUCAGGCGGAUUGUUUGGAAAUUCCGGUGCAGUCCACCCAGCAGAAGUCGAAGCCGAAGCCGAAACCGCAGGCGACCAAAUCGGACGAGGGCUUGAGAUCGGCCGUCAAUCCGGAAGCCGAAGUUGAAUUGAAGGAAAAACCGGAAGCCCAAACUCCGGACCAGAAUGUCGCACCGUCCGACAUUCCCAAGAUAAUAGUGGAGGAAACGGCGAAGCUCGAGAAGGUGGAGACCGUCCCGGAGCGGAUUCUGAAGAUAGCCGAAGUGAUAAAGGAGGAAAGCGGCGACGCGGAUAAAACGAUCAUUGCCGAGAUCAAGGAGGAGAACGUCGCGGAAAGCGCGAAGGAGGAGAAAAUCGUGAAUGUAAAAGAGACUAUUUCGGAAAAAAACAUGUUGCGAAUAUUGUUGAUCGUUAUCAUUGCAAAUGCAGCAAUGGCGCAGGUGCCGUUUUUGGGUGCGUGUCCAAAUUUGGAAACAAUGCAAAAUUUCGAGCUUGAUAAAUAUUUGGGCAAAUGGUACGAAGUCGAGAGGUAUUUCGCGUGGUUCGAAUUUGGCGGAAGAUGCGUGACAGCUAAUUACAGCCUGGGCGAGAAUGACUCGGUGAAGAUCGUCAACACCCAAAUUUCUUUACUAACUGGAGUUGCAGCGAGUAUCGAGGGCAUCGGAAGGUUAAUCAGCAAAUCUGAUGACCCUAAAUUGUCCGUCACUUUUCCAUCAUUGCCACUGCCGUUCGAUGCACCUUAUUGGAUACUCGAUUCAGACUACAAGACGUACGCCGUGGUAUGGAGCUGUACAAACCUCGGAGUAUUUAACGUACGAAACGUUUGGAUAUUGACACGAGAACCAAGACCGCCCGUUGCAGUUUUAGAGAAGUCUUAUCAAGUUAUUGAUAAGAAUAAUAUCAGCAGAGCGUACUUUAUUCGUACAGAUCAAAAGAAUUGCCCGGCUUCGUAUUAGAACGAUCAUCUCAACGGAAAUACUCGGUGAAAAAUAAGUUUGUUAAAAUAUCUAUAAGCUUUAUGAACGACUCCUUGAAUUGUGAAUUAGAAUAUUUAUAGCCAACGGCGACAUGAAUGCCAGCUUUGAUCAUAAUUAUGCAGGCAUUAUAAUUUUACAACCAAUGAAUGCUUAAUGUGAUUGAUGUGGACAUUUAUUGUACUUGAAGUUAAAACACUGCGUAGUUGCAAUGUUUAAAGUUGUAGUUUCUUGUGACUGUGAUUUUACUGCAAAAAUAUAAAACGAAUUGAAUACAUUAUUUUGUACUAUAAAAUUGGAGAAGAUUCAAAAUUUUAUUAUAAAUUAUAAUAAAAAAAUGCAUGUGUGUGUACAUUUAUAUGUACAAUACAUACAUUUAUAUUUUAACAUUUAUUUAUAAUUUAGCUAUAUUUAUAUUUUGUGUUAGCUUUUAUAUGUAAUUAGAUUUGUUAAUCUGAAUAAUAAUGUGUUAUGUUUACUUAUUUCUAUAUUUGUUGAAAAUAUGACGGCUGAGACUAAAACAGACAAAACAAUAAAUUACGUGUAAUAACUCUUAAAUAUAUCAUAAAUUUUAUGAAUAAA
Molecule: messenger RNA, 2345 nt
Organism: Linepithema humile (Argentine ant)
Lineage: Eukaryota; Metazoa; Arthropoda; Insecta; Hymenoptera; Formicidae
Source: RefSeq, a predicted model, not a curated record